UUUGUCUCAUCUCACCAAUUCAACCACUACCAGGUGAAACAAUGGCAAUGGCAACACCGCUCACUGUCUCCUCCUCUCUCUUCUCUGCUCCUCGCAAACGCCGCCUGGAAGUAGUUAAGGCUACGGGGAAUACGUACGGGACUCACUUCCGUGUGACAACGUUUGGGGAAUCUCAUGGGCCGGGCAUUGGUUGUGUUAUUGAUGGCUGUCCUCCUAGGCUGCCCCUCACACAAGCUGAUGUUCAGCUACAUCUCAAUAGAAGGAAACCAGGCCAAAACCAGAUUACAACCCCUAGGCAAGAGCAGGAUACAUGCCAAAUUUCAUCAGGCGUUGUUGAUGGGCUUACCACUGGGACUCCAAUCAAGAUUGAGAUUCACAACCAAAAUCCAAGAAAAGAUGACUACCAUGAAUUGUCCAUGGCCUAUAGGCCUUCUCAUGCAGAUGCAACCUACGAUUUCAAAUAUGGAGUGAGGUCCAUACAGGGUGGUGGUAGGGCUUCUGCGAGAGAAACCAUUGGGAGGGUAGCUGCCGGAGCUGUUGCCAAGAAAAUCCUAAAACAAAUUGCAGCAACUGAGAUUCUUGCUUAUACUUCUCAAGUUCACACGGUAGUACUUCCUGAUAGCUUGGUUGAUCUUGAAGCUCUCACACUUCCUCAGAUAGAGAGUAAUAUUGUUGGGUGCCCGAAUCAUGAGUAUGCAGAAAAGAUGAUAGCUGCCAUUAAUGGCGUCCGAGAGAAAGGGGAUUCUGCAGGAGGCGUGGUUACCUGCAUUGUCAAGAAUGUUCCUCGGGGUCUUGGUUCGCCAGUAUUUGAUAAACUUGAAGCAGAGCUGGCAAAAGCUGUAAUGUCCAUUCCAGCAAGUAUUGGUGUUGAGUUUGGCAGUGGCUUUGCAGGAACACUGAUGACUGGUAGUGAGCACAACGACGAGUUCUAUGUGGAUGAGCAUGGAAGAAUAAGAACAAGAAGCAAUAGAUCUGGUGGAAUUCAGGGUGGAAUAUCGAAUGGAGAAAUCAUUCAUAUGAGAAUCGCCUUCAAGCCAACACCUACUAUCAAUAAGAAGCAGAUGACAGUGACUAGGGACAAACGUGAGACAGAGAUUACAUUUCCUGGUAGACAAGAGGCAUGUGUCGCUCCCAGAGCUAUUCCGGUGGUGGAAGCCAUGGUAGCACUAGUGCUGGUUGAUCAAGUGAUGGCCCAAUAUUCACAGUGCAUGCUCUUCCCUCUCAACCCAUCUCUGCAACAAUCCUUUGCCCCUGCCCCUGCCCCUGCUCUACACCAAUCCUAUUCUCAUUAGUCUCAGUAUGGUAGGGGUUUAAAGGUGUCUGCUACAGUUAAGACAUGUUUAUGACACCUCAGACAAACAAAAAAAAAACUUGUAAUACUGAGUUGAUGCGCGCGGUUUCUAAACUUGUGUAAUGGCUUAGUAAUUUUAUUCCUUAUUUAUUGCUCCAA
Messenger RNA from Ipomoea nil (Japanese morning glory), 1450 nucleotides. Its product is annotated as chorismate synthase 1, chloroplastic-like. Gene Ontology annotation, molecular function: FMN binding; chorismate synthase activity. The transcript is spliced from 13 exons. Lineage: Eukaryota; Viridiplantae; Streptophyta; Magnoliopsida; Solanales; Convolvulaceae. The coding region runs from base 42 to 1292 and encodes 416 amino acids. The record is from RefSeq and is a predicted model, not a curated record. Gene Ontology annotation, cellular component: cytosol. Gene Ontology annotation, biological process: aromatic amino acid biosynthetic process; chorismate biosynthetic process.